CGCAUCGUCGGACACCCUCCAAAGUCCAAACCCUCUCCCCGCCGCAUCGCCGCCGCCGGAAGCGCCUCCCUCGAUCCAGAUCCAGGAGAUAUGCCUCGCAAUGAUGAUCGCUAUGGGAAUACACGCUUGUAUGUUGGAAGAUUGUCUCCCCGCACCCGUUCUCGUGACCUAGAAUACCUUUUCAGCAAAUAUGGGAGGUAAGCAUCACAUUAUAUGCACAUAGAACUAUUCUGAAACUCAGAGUGUGCUGGCGUGCUGCUUUUUGUUAUGUGGUCGGACACCAGUUAUGCUCUACUACCUCCGUUUUUAUAUAUUUGACGCCAUACAAUUCCACUUUUACAUGCCGACGUCAAAUAAAAAUGAACGGAGGGAGUAGUAUAUAUCAUGAGCACGUGAUGUUAACUCUGCAUGGUUAAAUUUUGUGGUACACAACUACACAUCAAUCCAGAUAUAAAAUACAAUAGCAAGCUAGGGGCUUUCCUAUCGUGUUCAAAAAAAACUCGACCUGUGGGGGUAAGACCGUCUGUACAAUAUUAUAUUAAGAAGACCUUCUCACACAGGUCAAGAAGACCUUCCACGCAGGUCGAGAAAACCUCUAAACUCCUGCCCCACCACCCCCACCCAUACACAAUGGCACCGUAGCCCAAGUGAGAACGACCGGGCCAGGCCUGUGCUUUGGCUUGGGACAGGCGAGGGGAUGUUUUAACUUUUAACCACAGCCUGAAAAUUCGCUCCCACGGGGAGUCAAACCUAGAACCUGACAAGUGCUACUCAGACCACCUAACCAACUCGCCUGUUCAUAAUAGGUAGUUUAUGAAGGUGUUGGGUUUUGUGAUGCUUGACAUCAUUUUGAGGUUUUUGUGGAUGGGGUCAUACAAGUCUUCUGAUUUUAUUGGUGUAUGUUCUGUUACAUCACUAAGCACAAAAUAAAUGUUUGACCUGGGCCUAUUUGACUUGAAUGAUCUUGUUGAAGGUUUUUCGGUUUUUUACACAACCAUGGAGGUGUGGUGGAAGGGUGCCCUUGAUGGAAUUGGUGGCCAUAGUUCCAAUGUUUGUGGAGGACUUUGGUGAAGGGCGCCCUUGGUGUAAUCUUAUUGACUGUUGUAGAUGAUGAAGUUGCAAGUUAAUGUAUUUGAGUACUUCGACUCACGUCAGCUUAUUGUUUGUGGCAACCAUUUCCGCAGAAUUCGAGAAGUGGAGUUGAAGCGUGACUAUGCAUUCAUUGAAUUCAGUGACCCCCGUGAUGCUGAUGAUGCACAGUACAACCUAGAUGGCAGGGACGUCGAUGGAAGCCGCAUUAUUGUUGAAUUUGCUAAAGGGGUUCCUCGUGGUUCUGGUGGUUCACGUGAUUACAACGGAAGAGGACCUCCACCAGGAACAGGCCGUUGUUUUAACUGUGGAGUUGAUGGUCACUGGGCAAGAGACUGUCAGGCUGGUGACUGGAAGAACAAAUGCUACCGUUGUGGCGAAAGGGGCCAUAUAGAAAGAAAUUGCCAGAACAGUCCAAGGAACCUCAGGCGUGAGAGAAGCUAUUCACGGUCUCCAUCCCCACGCCGAGGACGGGGCCGCAGCCGGAGCUACAGCAGAAGCCGGAGCUAUAGCCGAUCCAGAUCCCCGUCUGGAUCUCCUAGGGGUGGACGCCGAGACCGUGAUGAGAGGAGAUCAAGGAGUCUUAGCUACAGCAGGAGCGCAAGCCCUAGGCGUUCUGUGUCACCUGUAAAGGAAAAGGAGCGCAGCCGCACACCUGAUGGCAGUAGGAGCCCCAGCCCAAGGGACAAGGUGAGCCCACCACCAAAGGAUAAUGGUGCCCACAAUGGCUCGGACCGUGAAGACAGCCCUGGGGGCAGGGAGAUGAGCAAGAGGAGUCGGAGCCCGUCUGAUGGCUACCGUAGCCCUGUGGGCAAUGGGCGCAGCCCGAGCCGUAGCCCAAGCCCCAAGGUCAACAAUGGUGAUGACCCAAGCCCCAAGGGCAACAAUGGUGACGACCCAAGCCCCAAGGGCAACAAUGGUGAUGACGAGCACCGCGGUUCACCAAGAGGAAGUCAGUCCCCCUGAACUGAAAAACUCCCCGUGCAAUUUGGGGAGCAGUGUGCCUGAUUUGAGAAAACAAACUGUAUUUUGCCAUUUCUCAGACUUGUGAUCUUUUUGAGCAAGAAAACUCGGUGUAAGAAUUUGUUGCCCUCGGGUGUAAGACAGAUUUGUGGUAUUUGAGCUUUUCAUCCUGCC
Zea mays is the source of this 2226-nucleotide messenger RNA. RefSeq lists its product as uncharacterized. The transcript has 6 exons. Bases 1108 to 2055 code for a protein of 315 amino acids. The record is from RefSeq and is marked provisional. NCBI's taxonomy places the organism in Eukaryota, Viridiplantae, Streptophyta, Magnoliopsida, Poales, Poaceae. Gene Ontology annotation, molecular function: RNA binding; zinc ion binding.